AUGCGGCGACUAGCAACCCUAUCUUGGCUGUAUGCCAUCUAUGCUUCCAUUGGCAGCAGCAAAGCCAUAACAGCAGAUUAUGGGUCUUGCCACGACGCAUGCAUCCUUCUUUCCGAAACACUUUCUGUUGAGCUAGGUGCCAGUCAUGUGUCCGAUUAUAGGCAUUAUACCACAGUUGGGAAUGGAUCCUCUGUGGCAUCACUCUUCUGGGCACAGCAGCAGCAAUCUACCCAACCAGCUUGUCUUAUUCAUGUCUACUCUCCGCAAGACGUUGCCACCGUCAUAUCUGUCUCCCGCAGCACGAGUUGCCCAUUUGCUGUUCGUGGUGGCGGGCACUCAGAUAUUCAUGGUGCAAGCAACAUUGAUGGCGGCAUCACUGUCAAUAUGGCAGGGUUGAGCAAUGUCGAACUGCACGAGAGUGAAGGCCUGGUCAGAGUCGGUGCAGGAGCUAAAUGGGGUGACGUUUAUAAAGAACUUGAGAAAUCAAACAGAACCGUUGUGGGCGGCCGACUCACUGGAGUUGGUGUUGGCGGACUGCUGUUGGGUGGAGGACUCAGCCACUUCUCCGGUCUACAUGGCUGGGCUUGUGACAAUGUCCGUAAUUACGAGGUGGUUCUUGCAAAUGGUACUCUUGCAAUUGCUUCCAACACGUCAAACCCAGACCUCUACCGCGCUUUGCGCGGUGGCGGAAACAGCUUUGGCGUUGUCACUCACUUUGACAUUGAUGUAUUCCAGCAGGGUCCUAUGUGGGGAGGAUUGCACGUGUGGCCAUUCCAGCCAUCGGUAACAUCCGCUCUCACUCAUGGUUUUGUCAAGUUUGCACACAACGCUCCGUCCGAUCCACACGUAUCACUGUUUGCUGGCUUGGGUUACAAGCAAGGAAACUUUGCCUGGGCUGUAGGGCAGUAUGAUGCUCUAGGAAGGACCGAGCCUUCUAUCUUUACCCAGUUCAAGGAUGAUGUGGAGGUGUAUGGUACGGCGAAGAUUGUUAGCACAGCCAGACUGACUUCGGUGUCGGACCUCGCGGAUGAACUAAACCAAUCAGAGCCUGCUGGCAUGCGAAGCCGUUUUACAACAGCAACUUUCACUGUCGAUGCAGCAUUGUUAACGCUUAUGGUCGAGAUUUUCGAAGAGCAAGUGCAAAAGGCGUUGGAUAACGGUUUGCAUAAGGACCAGCAAUUUGCGCCAAUGCUGGGAAUCCAACCACUAACGCAAAACCUUCUGAGAGCCCAAGAGACACGAGGAGGUAAUAUCAUGGGCCUCCGUGAUUCUGAUGCACCUUUGGUUGUCUGUUCUUUCGGAUGGGAAUGGUCUUACGAAUCUGAUGACAAAAUGGUCAUCGACGGUAUCAAAGCAAUGCUAGAGCAUUCUGUUUCAGCUGCUAAGGAAAGAGGGCUGUAUCACCCUUUCAAGUACAUGAACUACGCUGCAUUAGACCAAGAUCCCAUCGAAAGCUACGGGAAGGAUAAUAUUGAGUUUUUGAAGAAGGUACGAGCGAUUUAUGACCCAGGAAAUGUGUUCACUGAGCUAGUACCUGGGGGGCACAAGAUUAAUUGA
Bipolaris sorokiniana ND90Pr is the source of this 1557-nucleotide messenger RNA. RefSeq lists its product as uncharacterized. The record is from RefSeq and is a predicted model, not a curated record. Gene Ontology annotation, molecular function: FAD binding; oxidoreductase activity. The transcript has 4 exons. The coding region runs from base 1 to 1557 and encodes 518 amino acids. Lineage: Eukaryota; Fungi; Ascomycota; Dothideomycetes; Pleosporales; Pleosporaceae.